This is a messenger RNA of Leguminivora glycinivorella, 1975 nucleotides long. It is a transcript of the gene SkpA, whose product is annotated as S-phase kinase-associated protein 1. The transcript has 2 exons. Gene Ontology annotation, biological process: SCF-dependent proteasomal ubiquitin-dependent protein catabolic process. The record is from RefSeq and is a predicted model, not a curated record. Gene Ontology annotation, cellular component: cytoplasm; nucleus. Bases 163 to 651 code for a protein of 162 amino acids. Lineage: Eukaryota; Metazoa; Arthropoda; Insecta; Lepidoptera; Tortricidae. Gene Ontology annotation, molecular function: cullin family protein binding.
CGAAUCAGUUCGACUUUCGGCUCACUCAUGCCACUUGCCUUACGGUGAAUAAACCAAAUAAAUAAAAUAAGCGAAAACUAUUUAUAAAUUUUGUGUACCGCUUAGUUUCUGGCGUGUUGAAUUAUAUAUUUAAGUACAUUACAGAACUACAUACAUUGAAACAUGCCGAACAUAAAGUUGCAGUCGUCCGAUAACGAGAUUUUCGAUGUCGAUGUUGAAAUAGCUAAAUGUUCCGUCACAAUCAAAACCAUGUUAGAAGAUCUUGGCAUGGACGAAGAUGAGGAGGAGUCAGUACCGUUGCCUAACGUUAAUUCAGCUAUUUUGAAGAAAGUGAUCCAAUGGGCUACGUACCACAAAGACGAUCCUCCCCUACAAGACGAUGACGAAAACAAAGAGAAAAGGACAGAUGACAUUUCAUCAUGGGAUGCUGAUUUUUUGAAAGUUGAUCAGGGAACCUUGUUUGAACUUAUCUUAGCGGCGAAUUAUUUAGAUAUCAAAGGUUUGUUGGAUGUGACAUGCAAAACAGUUGCAAAUAUGAUUAAGGGCAAAACUCCAGAGGAGAUACGCAAGACGUUCAAUAUCAAGAAUGAUUUCACUGCUGCGGAAGAAGACCAGGUGCGCAAGGAGAAUGAGUGGUGCGAGGAGAAGUAAGGCUUUGAUAACACCCGUUAUUUACAGAAUUACAAACAACUUAAUGAAGGAUGAGGACUUGGGACAGCAUACUAAUCUCUCCACAUAACAAAAGAAAUCUUACACUGUUGACACAAAUAACUAAAACUAGAGUAAUAAUUGGUAAACUUGGUAAGGUUUUCCUACAAACUUGUAAGAAUUUUGUGUUUAACAUUUUAAUGGCUGUAAGCUUUUUUUUGUUCAUAUAAUAGAUUUUGUAGACAAAAUAUAAAUUGAGUUGAUGUAUGAACAACUUACAUGUUCAAUUGGAUCAAAUUAUAUUUUGUCAACUUUACUAGAAUGUUCUCUCUUCAGCUCAUAUACAAUGUAUGUACCAUCAGCUGCAAAACUGCAUGGAGAAAUUAUGAAUGAAUUCAUUGAUAAAUUCGCCAUGCACUUUUGCAGAUGAUAGUACAUACAAAUAAUUAUUUGAGUUUUUGUGUAGUCCAUUAAGGAAUAUAACUGGAUAUGUUGGAAAAUGUCUCAUGUAUCCUAUAACUUUAACAUUAAUCAACGACAACAAAAGAUGAAAUCUGCGAUUUCUUUUUGUAGCAGAUAGCACCUUGUACGUUGGUGGGUAAGGUGCAAUUUUCUGAAAAAAAUAAUUGCAGGUUGUACCCUAUAUGUUGUUGUUGAAUUUUAUCAGUACCAUCUAAAAGUAAAAUGCAGGCUGCUUUUAGCUUAUGUUCAGUUUUUCAGGUUUAUCCUAGAGCAGAGAUUGCUAAUUAGUUUAUGUGGGUCUGUGGGCAACAUAACAAAAUGCAGUCCACAUUAUAUAGGUUUGUGGUCUGGAUCUCCUGCCAUUUAUUGAUACCUGUUCUAGGAUUAACAAGGAUUACUCAUACACUUGUAAACCAUUAGUAAUAUUACAAAUUGUCUCAGCAUGCAAUGAACAUUCUUGAUGGAUAUUUCUAUAACAUGACAAAAUAAUUUGCCUGUUUGCAUUUUAUAGUAGAAAUGUAAAAAUCACUGAAGUUUUGGUUCUAGUAUUAUUCUAGCUACUAAUGCAAACAUGGUUUAGCAUCUUUUAUGUAAACAUUCAUGUUAUUCUGCUAAAGGUUUUUUUUUGUGGAAUGUUGAAAGAAUAAUACUGUGUAACAUGUUUCAUACUGAAGUAAAAAACUAUUUUUAAAGAAUUUCAUUUGAAUGCUGUAUUUUGCAAUGUUGAUUUGUCAUGGCUAUGAGGCCUAUGAGGGGUUUGUUAAGCUUUGACAAACACUAAAUUCUUUUAAAGUUUGGUUGAUUAUAAAUUGUAAACAAAAUGUCACAUACAGAUAUUAAAAUAAACAUGAUUUUAGUAAAAACA